AACGGAAAGAGCCAAAGAUGUCGGCUCGGUCAUGGGAUCAGCUGUGUCCAAUCACAGCUGAUUGCAUGGAACAUGUACACUGAUCAUCAGGGCACUGAUGAUCAAUGUGCCCUGAUGAUCAAUGUAGCUCCUGUCAGUGUCCAUCAAUGCCAGCUGUCAGUGCUCAUCAAUGCCACCUGCCAGUGCCCAUCAGUGCCACAUCAAUGCCACAUAUCAGUGCCUACCAGUGCACAUCAAUGCCACAUAUCAGUGCCCAUCUGAGCUGCCUUUCAGUGUCACCUAUCAGUGCCAGUCAGUGUCACCUAUCAAUGCCAGUCAGUG
Molecule: messenger RNA, 321 nt
Organism: Staurois parvus
Lineage: Eukaryota; Metazoa; Chordata; Amphibia; Anura; Ranidae
Source: the annotation of a GenBank genome assembly